UUGAAACCCUCACUCUCGUUCUCUCCGCCGCAGACCAAGGAACAGUAUCCACCACCGCCGCUCAUCGUCGCUGGUCGGUUAAUCUAUACGUAUUUUCUCCGGCAUCAUUGAAGUCUUCACUUGUAUUGUUACUUCCAGGCAUUUGACUAUUUCGAAUCCCAUAAGAAGGGGCUACAGCUCAGGUGAGCUUUUUCUGCGAGAUGAUUGUUCUAUUUUGCCGAGAAUGGAAGUUAUCUAACGCAGUGAAUCGUGAAACGUGAUUACGUUGGGCGAAUCGUGAUUUCUAUAUGGCAAGGAAAAAAAGUUUUAAUGGCAGGAUAAUUUGCGACAUUUCCUCUUAACUGCAGGAUAUUUUAUCCUUAUGUACCUACAAGGGGGCAUCAUACUCUGCAUGUUACUGUUUCCUGUAAGUGGGGACCCAUAAGCAGCACUAGGCAAAUAUGUUAAUCAAUGUCGAAGAGAAAUCACACCAGUGGAAGUAAUUUAGCCGGAGCUUCUAAAAAUGGCGAAGAAUCUCCCAAAGUUAACUGGUUACAACAUGCUAAUGCUCACGAUAGCUUUUCAAACCAAAAUAAGUUCUUGAGCUCAAACUUUCUUUACUCAUUGGCAACACAAAAACCCUGUAUCAUAAGUGAAAGGCCAAUGGCUUGUUGGGUUCUGAAUCUUCAAAAUCUGCAGAGCGCCCAAGUUGAAAAGGCUUGGCAAGCUCUUUCAAGCCUUCAGUUGUCUCGCCGGAACCAUGUAAAACCCCAGAAAGGUGUACCAGUUGUUAAUGCUAAUGCUAAUCCAUCACAGGCUGCCAAUAAAACUGCUCAAGAAAACAACUUUUCAGGAAAAUUGCAAACUCAUGAGAACGUAAGUGGAAUACAUGCCAAAAUUGGUGUGCCUGCAAGGCGUCCGGGCAUUUCUUUUCCUAUACAUCCAAUUAAUGUAGCUGAAACUGAGGUUGCAAGGAGAGAAAGUGAGGAGUAUACUACAAAUGGAAUAUCGAGGAAUCAAAUGACACAUACAAUCCAAGGCAAAGGUCCAGGGGACGUUUCUCCGGAUUGUAUUAAUGAUGAUGACAUACUUGGGAAUAUUGAUGUGGACCAAAUUGUUAUGGAACAUUACCAAUCAUCUGGCACACCAAAGCCAUCUAUUUCAGAGCUUCCACCAAUUACACCAACUGUAGGUAAAAAUAAUGUUGCAAGAUAUGAGGAGACGUGCUUGCCGCCAGAAUUGUGCUUGAAGUGUGAACAUGGUUCUAUGCUGGGACUUUGUACAGAAGCCUCAAAUCAUUUACAAGAUAUGAAGGACCGUUUAAUUGCCAUAUCAAAUGAGCUUCUUGACAAUGUCGAUGACCUAAGUUCAUCUCAGAUAGAGAAGCUUCGUAAUGAUAGAUUGCAGCUGAAUAAGCAGAUUCAACAGCUUGAGAAGUAUCUUCGUUCUACUUUGGUUGAUGAGGAAAGACAAAAAUCACAUCUUUCUGCUUCCACUGCCCCUCCUAGGGCUAGUCAAUACGAAACUCCUCCAACCUUUCCAUUCAGGGUUGAUUCAGUGAGAUAUGAUGCCCAGUCUCAUGUCAUAAAUCGGGUGGAUGGAAAUGAUGGGUGGGAUUUUUCUUCAGUUUCAUUUCCUUCUGCAGAUAGGUUUGGUGCUUCCUCUCCCGUAGAAAGGGAACCAUAUAUUCGGAAGUAUGUUGAGAUCAAUUACAUUGAAGGUUCAAGUGACAAGAAGUGGAGCAGUCGGGAUUUCCCUUGGACAAAAGAGCUGGAGGCGAAUAACAAGAGAGUAUUUGGCAAUCACUCAUUUCGUCCCAAUCAGAGGGAGGUGAUCAAUGCUACUAUUAGUGGGCAUGAUGUUUUUGUUUUAAUGCCAACUGGAGGAGGAAAAAGCCUGACAUAUCAGCUCCCUGCUCUUAUUUGUUCAGGAAUAACAUUGGUGGUUUCUCCUCUUGUCUCACUUAUCCAAGACCAAAUAAUGCAUCUGUUGCAGGCUAACAUCCCUGCUGCUUACUUAAGUGCCAAUAUGGAGUGGACUGAACAACAGGAGAUUCUUAGAGAGCUUUGCUCAGAUUAUAGCAAAUACAAAUUUUUAUAUGUCACACCCGAGAAAGUUGCCAAGAGUGACGUUUUGCUGCGACAUUUGGAGAGACUUCAUGCUCGUGAAUCACUUACUCGAAUUGUUAUUGAUGAAGCUCAUUGUGUGAGCCAAUGGGGACAUGAUUUCAGACCGGACUAUCAGGGUCUUGGUAUCUUGAAACAGAAAUUUCCAAAUACACCAGUGUUGGCUCUGACUGCAACGGCCACUGCUAGUGUCAAAGAAGAUGUAGUCCAAGCUCUUGGUCUUAUUAACUGCAUUGUUUUUCGGCAAAGUUUCAACCGUCCAAAUUUAUGGUUUUCUGUUCUUCCCAAGACAAAAAAAUGUGUGGAAGACAUUGACAAGUUCAUUAAAGAAAAUCAUUUUGAUGAAUGUGGAAUUAUUUAUUGUCUCUCAAGAAUGGACUGUGAAAAAGUUGCUGAAAAGUUACAGGAAUGCGGACAUAAAGCAGCUUUUUACCAUGGGAGUAUGGAUCCUGCUAAACGUGCUUUUGUCCAGAAACAGUGGAGCAAGGAUGAGAUUAAUAUUAUAUGUGCAACUGUGGCAUUUGGGAUGGGUAUUAACAAACCAGAUGUUCGCUUUGUCAUUCAUCAUUCUCUUCCUAAAUCCAUUGAAGGAUACCAUCAGGAAUGUGGUCGUGCUGGAAGAGAUGGUCAGCGUUCUUCUUGUGUGUUGUAUUAUAGUUACAGUGAUUAUAUCAGAGUCAAGCAUAUGAUUACUCAAGGAGCUACAGAGCAAAGUCCCUUCCCAUCAGGAUCUAGUCGUAUGAAUGUAGCUAAUUCAGGAAGAAUUGUGGAAACAAAUACUGAAAAUCUUCGAAGGAUGGUCAGUUACUGUGAAAAUGAUGUCGAUUGUCGACGACUCCUACAGCUUAUUCAUUUUGGGGAAAAAUUUAAUUCCGUCAACUGUAAGAGGACAUGUGACAACUGUUCAAGAAACAAAAGCUUUAUUGAGAAGGAUGUUACAGAGAUCGCAAAGCAAUUGGUAGAAGUAGUGACGUUAACGGGGCAGCGAUUUUCAUCAUCUCAUAUUUUGGAAGUCUACAGGGGUUCCUUAUGCCAAUCUGUCAAGAAACAUGGACAUAAUUCUUUGAAACUGCAUGGAGCUGGAAAACAUCUGGCAAAGGGUGAAGCCUCCCGUAUACUGCACCAUCUUGUGUUUGAAGAUUUCCUUGUGGAGGAUGUUAAGAAAAGUGACAUUUAUGGAUCCGUAUCAGCUAUUUUAAAGGUGAAUGAGUCCAAGGCUUACAGUCUCUGCACAGGUCGUCAGCAAAUUAAAUUAAGAUUGCUUUCCAGUACAUCUAAACAGAGUAAAACCGAAGCAACACCAGGAAAAGGCUCGCUAACAUCUGGGAGGCAAAGUCCACCACCAAUGGAGACCCCUUCCCUACAUCAACCUGACGUUGAUUCUAACCUUUCAGCUAAACUCUAUACUGCUCUGCGGAGGCUUAGAACCGCCCUUCUCAAGGAAGCUGGGGAAGGAGUUAUGGCAUACCAUAUAUUUGGGAAUGCUACAUUGCAUCAGAUUAGCAGGAGAAUUCCCCGAACAAAGGAAGAACUUGUUGACAUUCAUGGCAUCGGCAAUGUGAAGGUGAACAAAUAUGGAGAUAGGGUGUUGGAAACCAUUGAAGCUACCGUCAAGGAACACCAUAACAAGACCGAUAAGAACAGCAGCGGCAGUAAUGACAGUUCAGAUUCAGGGAAGAGGAGAAGAGAUGGGACCAAGGCUAUGAAUCCCAAUUCCAGACCCGACGAGGACUUCAUUGAAGGCACCGGGAAAUCGAAGAAAAGGUUGUUGAAGAAGCCAAGCAAAAAUUCUGAUUCUUGCAACGACCCUGUAUACGACUAUGUAGAUUUUGAUUGCUCGAACUUCAAUCUCGACGAUAAUCUCCCAGCUUCAAUGGCUGAUCAGAAUGAGGGAAGACUGUUGCCCUCUUGGUGCAGGCCAUGAAAUUGAUCCAAGUUACAGUCAAAGGUUCUGUAUUCUUGUUAAGUUAUCGAUCAUGUGUUUUCUC
Messenger RNA from Diospyros lotus (date-plum), 4093 nucleotides. Its product is annotated as ATP-dependent DNA helicase Q-like 4A. The transcript has 26 exons. Gene Ontology annotation, cellular component: chromosome; nucleus; cytoplasm. Gene Ontology annotation, molecular function: ATP binding; nucleic acid binding; four-way junction helicase activity. Bases 451 to 4029 code for a protein of 1192 amino acids. Gene Ontology annotation, biological process: DNA replication; double-strand break repair via homologous recombination. The record is from RefSeq and is a predicted model, not a curated record. NCBI's taxonomy places the organism in Eukaryota, Viridiplantae, Streptophyta, Magnoliopsida, Ericales, Ebenaceae.